CACCGCAGCCACCGCCAAGUUUGGCCGCGCCGCCGGGGCUGCUGUCGCCCGCACCAUGUCCGCGGCCGCCUACAUGGACUUCGUGGCUGCCCAGUGUCUGGUUUCUAUUUCGAACCGCGCUGCGGUGCCGGAGCAUGGGGGCGCCCCGGACGCCGAGCGACUGCGACUACCUGAGCGCGAGGUGACCAAGGAGCACGGUGACCCGGGGGACACCUGGAAGGAUUACUGCACUCUGGUCACCAUCGCCAAGAGCUUGUUGGACCUGAACAAGUACCGACCCAUCCAGACCCCCUCGGUGUGCAGCGACAGUCUGGAGAGUCCGGAUGAGGAUAUGGGAUCCGACAGCGACGUGACCACCGAAUCUGGGUCGAGUCCUUCUCACAGCCCGGAGGAGAGACAGGAUCCUGGCAGCGCGCCCAGCCCGCUCUCCCUCCUCCACCCUGGAGUGGCUGCGAAGGGGAAACACGCCUCCGAAAAGAGGCACAAGUGCCCCUACAGUGGCUGUGGGAAAGUCUAUGGAAAAUCCUCCCAUCUCAAAGCCCAUUACAGAGUGCAUACAGGUGAGCGGCCCUUCCCCUGCACGUGGCCAGACUGCCUUAAAAAGUUCUCGCGCUCGGACGAGCUGACGCGCCACUACCGGACGCACACGGGCGAGAAGCAGUUCCGCUGCCCGCUGUGCGAGAAGCGCUUCAUGAGGAGCGACCACCUCACCAAGCACGCCCGGCGCCACACCGAGUUCCACCCCAGUAUGAUCAAGCGCUCGAAAAAGGCGCUGGCCCACCCCUUGUGAGGGGCCGGCCGCGCCCGCCGGACCGAACUGCUCCCGGCGCCCGGGGACGCGGCCGGCCGCGAGGGGGCGCGCCGCGGGCCCGCGGGUCCCUGCCCUCCGGCCGCCGCCGCGUUCCUCUCCCCGCAGCGUUUUCUAAAAAGCACAUCGUAGCCUGAGAUCAAAGUCCACACUUGGUCCCCUUGCAGAGGCAGCUCGGAACCGUCUCUGACUGUUGGAGGGAAGGCGAAUGCUUUCUUUUUCUCUCUCUCUCUCUCCUUUAUUUUUUUUGGGGGGGGUGGGGGUGGGGUGGGGGGAGGGGGGCAAGGCCAAGACGGCGGCGGCGGGGGGCGGGGCGCGUAGAAUUUUAAAGAUUUCAACACUGGUGUACAUACGUCUGACCCGGUGAGCGGACCUGUGGCGUCACACGGUGAUUCGGGGCCCUUUCUGCUUGCUGUCUCUCAGAAUUGUUUUCUUACCUUUUGGGUGUAAAUGACGAGUGUGCUUCGGUUUCUUUAGCAAAACCACUCUCUUGAACAACGUCAACCUUUGAGAUAAAAACAAAAAAACAAAAAAACACAAAAACACAAAAACCGACAAAAAACACGCCAUAGCACAGCUGUCUUUAUGCAAGCAAGAGCACAUCUACUCCAGCAUGAUCUGUCAUCUAAAGACUUGAAAACAAAAAAAGUUACUUAUAGUCAAUGGGUAAGCAGUCUGAAUUUAUACUAAUCAAGACAAACCUCUAAAAGGUUACACUAAGUACAGAACUUUUAAACCUUGCUUUGUAUGAAUUGUACUUUUUGAACAUAAGCUGCACUUUUUAUUUCCUAAUGCAGAGGAUGAAUAAGUUAACUAUGUGCUUUAAGGAUAGAAGCAGACAUUCUGUUUGGAACCACGUUAUAAUCUGCUUUUUUUUUUUAUAGUAUACACUUUUCCCUAUGAAAUCAUGGCAAAGAUGGGAGGGCAGAAUAUAUAUGACAGAUGCUGAAGGAGAAGGAGGGUAGUAUUUUUUUAAAAAAAUUCAAAAAGAACAAACAGAAUUUUAACUCUAUUAACUUUUCCAAAUUUUCCGAUCCUUUUAGUUAACAUCACCUUACUGUUCUAAUGCCACGAAGGGAGAGGGUUUUGACUCUGUUGGGUUUUAUUUGAAUGGGUGCGUAACAGUGACUUCUCUGGAAACACCGACUUUGUGAAGAAAAAGUGUGUUGGUCUCCUUCCCGUGUUCCUACAAACUCCCACUAACAGGUGCAAGAGUUAUGCAAAAAGGAAAAGGAAGCUGACGUGUGAAAAGAAAAAUGUAUCCCUGUUAAGUAGUGAGUCCCAAGGGAAAAUACCAUGAUGAUUUCCAAGGUGACUUCGAAAUUGUCCCUUUUGGAGAACGAAGGCACACAGAAUGCAUGUGAAUGAAGACACAUCACUGUAUCUUUGACAUCAGAAGCCUCACCACUAUAUAUCUUGUAUCCAGGUGUCUACAGUGGCCUAAACCACUACAUCCAUAAAAUGCCAUUUACCUGAAAACUUAAUUUUGGCCUUCACGCGGUCAGAAAAAAGUGAACUGUUUUCAUAGCGAAGAAGAAACCUCAAGUAAAGGGAGUCAGCAGUGAUCGUGGGAGAAAUGUUUACAUUUUCUUUUGUCAGAAAUAAUGCUUUCUGGCAAUUUUAUCUGCUAUUUAAAACAGGGAGCUAUGGUGCACUCUUGUUUAUACAUGUGCUGUAAGCUGUGUCGGGUAAACUUAGGGUGCCUCCCCGUCAGUGAACUCGUUACUUCACCUGACACAUGCGCGUUGCCAGGUUCAGAACCAGUUGUGAGCUCCUACAGCAGGCGUGGGGCAUGGCUGACUCCGACUUCCAAUACAAUAGCCAUCACUAGCACGGUGUUUUUUUUUUUUGUUUGUUUAACCAACGUAGUUGUAUUAGUAGUUCUAUAAAGAGAACUGCUUUUAACAUUAGGGACUGGGAACAGUCCAUUGAGAUAAAAAGGAAAGUGUUUUCUCACGGGAAAACAUGUCAGGAAAAAUAAAGAACACUUUCUACCUCUGUUUCAGAUUUUUGAAACGCUUAUUUUAAACCAAAUUUUAAUUUCUGUGUCCAAAAUAAGUUUUAAGGACAUCUGUUCUUCCAUACGAAAUAGGUUAGGCUGUCUAUUUCUUACUGAGCUCAUGGAACGGUCCUGCUUGUGAUCCUCUGCACGCUGCCUUUUAGUGAGUGAGGAGUUUGGGGUUGCCUAGCAACCCACUAACUUGGACAAACUCAUCUUCCCCUCACAGAAAGAAAUGAAGGAAAACCAAGCAAAGUCAGUGAAAGACAAUCUUUGUAGUUUCAGGAGUAAAUCUAUAUGUGGCUUUUGUUCAGCACUUGCUUAGAUGGUUAUAAAUGCAGCAACUUGUUUAAAAAAAAAAACAAUGCACAAUUUACUUCCCAAAAAAAGUUGUUACUUGCCUUUUCAAGUUGUUGAAGAACACACAUUUGAUAUUCUCUUAUAUGUUAUAGUAACGUAACGUAUAAACUCAAGGCUUUUUAUUCUUCGUGAUAAAUCCUGUUUUAAAAUGUCACAGAACAGGAACCAGCAUUCUAAUUAGAUUUACUCUAUCAAGAUAUGGUUCAAAUAGGACUACUAGAGUUCAUUGAACACUAAAACUAUGAAGCAAUUACUUUUUAUAUUAAAAAGACCAUGGAUUUAACUUAUAAAAAUCCAAAUGCAGGAUAGUAAUUUUUGUUUACUUUUUUAACCAAACUGAAUUUUUUGAAAGACUAUUGCAGGUGUUUAAAAAGAAAGAAAAGUUGUUUUAUCUAAUACUGUAAGUAGUUGUCAUAUUCUGGAAAAUUUAAUAGUUUUAGAGUUAAGAUAACUCCUCUCCUUGGUUAGGGAAGAAGAAAGCCCUUCACCACUAUGGAAUGAUGCCCUGGCUUUAAGGUCUAGCUCUACAUCAUGCUUCUUUUGAGAAUUAUAUUUGGUAGCCAUAUUACAGAAAUUGAUUAGUUGUCAGUUUGCAGGUAGAUUUAGCACAGCGCUCAUCACUCUGGAUAGAUUGAGAUGUUCUUUCACAACAGGUGAAUGAUCUGUAACACUGUAAGAUACUGAUCUUUACAACUGUUUAAUCAGUUUUAUUUUUGUACAGUAUUAGUGACCUAAGUUAUUUUGCUGUCCCGUUUUUGUAAAUCAAAUGAAAUUAUAAAAGAGGAUUCUGACAGUAGGUAUUUUGUACAUAUGUAUAUAUGUUGUCCAAAUAAAAGUAAUAAAUGACAAAGA
This is a messenger RNA of Zalophus californianus (California sea lion), 4019 nucleotides long. It is a transcript of the gene KLF9, whose product is annotated as Kruppel like factor 9. Gene Ontology annotation, biological process: regulation of transcription by RNA polymerase II. The transcript is spliced from 2 exons. Gene Ontology annotation, molecular function: RNA polymerase II cis-regulatory region sequence-specific DNA binding; DNA-binding transcription factor activity, RNA polymerase II-specific. Lineage: Eukaryota; Metazoa; Chordata; Mammalia; Carnivora; Otariidae. The coding region runs from base 56 to 790 and encodes 244 amino acids. The record is from RefSeq and is a predicted model, not a curated record.